This is a messenger RNA of Xyrichtys novacula (pearly razorfish), 17463 nucleotides long. NCBI's taxonomy places the organism in Eukaryota, Metazoa, Chordata, Actinopteri, Labriformes, Labridae. The record is from the annotation of a GenBank genome assembly.
AUGGCCGACCCGGCGGAGUGCACCAUCAAAGUGAUGUGCCGUUUUCGGCCCCUGAACAGCUCCGAGGUGACCCGAGGGGACAGAUACAUUCCCAAGUUUCAGGGGGAGGACACGGUGAUCAUCGGGGUGAGUAGAUGAGCUCCGCCGCCGCCGGGCUGACUCGGCCCGGAGGCCCCGCUCCGCUCUCCGCCAUUUUUGAUUGUUUGAAACGGUUAGCCUGUUAGCUAACGUUAGCUGCUCACCGCUGCUUUGGCCUCCAGCUACAACCUCAAAAACACACAAUGACACCUACUUUUUUCAGCUUUUAGGGUCUAUUUUGUGCUCUAACGGCUGUUUGAGACAUUUUAACUCAUUAUAAAGUCAGAGUGAAGGGUGUUGGUGUGAAAUAUGUGUCUUCGUAGUUGCCCUGUCAUUCAACAAACCCUGUGAGGGUGGCUCAGGUGUCUCCAAUGUUAGCCUUUAAAUCCUGCUCCAUAUCUGCUGCUGCUGCCGCCUUAUCAUCCUUAUAUAUCUGUGUAAUAACAAAUCUGUUAAUGGGGACCAGUCUCUGGGACUGAAUGGUGGCUAACAGGCUGAGGUCGGUGAUAGCAGGAGGCCGGGGCCAGCUGGGAGCUGACAGAUUAGCCGGCCUUGGUUAGCUGCUGUCUGCUUUUAAUGCUGUUGUUUAAUUAAAGCCAACAUUUACCUGAGCAGCUGACUGCAGAACCAGAUCUUAUCUGGACCAGGUGUUGUGUUACUGAGGGUUAAAGGAGGUAAAGCAGAUGUUUCCAGUGAAGAACAGAGACUUCAGACUGACAUAUCGAUGAAAUAACAGCUGUGGGAACGGUCAGUAUAGGAGGGACAGUAGGACUCUGAUCGCCUUCAGUGACUGGACUAUAAUAGAAAUUUCUAGAAAGAUUUAAUAAUAAAAACAAACCAUUAAACUCAUAUUAAACUGAGUUUAAGUCCAUCUGCCCUUUAAACAAAGAAUUGGAUAAGUAUGACAUGAGACAUGUUGAAUCUAGUCGGUGUAUUUCCUUUUAAUAGUAAUAAUAAAGACUUUUAUUGUGAAAUUAAACCAACAUUAACCUGACCAGCUUAUCUUGUAUUACUAAGGGUUAAGGAAGUCAGAUGUUUCCAGUAUAGAAUAAAGACCUCAGACUGUCAUAUCGAUGAAGUAACAGCUGUGGGAACGGUCAGUUUAGGUGGGACAGUAGGACUCUGAUCGUCUUCAGUGACUGGACACUUACAGAAGAUUCUAGAACGACUAAAUAUACAAUAACAAACCAUUAAACUCAUAUUAAAAUUGCACAAAUGUUGAGUGUAAGUCCAUCUGCCCAUUAACUCUUAGAACUUCCAGCUAUAUUUUACUUUUUUUAAUGUAAAAAUCUCUGUAUCAACUCGAUCCUUUUGAUCACAGCAAAUAUACACAUCUUUAUUUUUUCAGGACAACCUCAGCUGUCAGUUUAUGGAGCAAAUAUUCUGUAAAUGAGAGUGACAGUAGAUUCAGAACUAUCAAAGUCAACCACAAAACAAAAACAGAAAUUGAUCCUAGCAGUACUGUGCUCAAUCUACAGUGACCAAGCCUUUUCUCACCUGAACAUCAUUCUCUCAAGUCUUGUCUAUCAGGAGAAGAAAUAUUGGGAUUGGAACAAACUCACAACAGAAACUAUUGACAUAUUUACACUCAUUCUUCCAGGUGUAUUUUACUAUUUACAGUUGUUUCUGCCAUGAGACAGAGGACCACAUCAUACUGCUCAGAAUCUCUUCUUCGCUUGUUCUCAAACAUUCAUCAUCAAAACAGCUUAUCAAACCCGAAAGACAUUAGCAGCAUUUAGCAACAGUAAUCUUUUUUAUCACAACAAUCUGAUAAAUAAUCCAGUUUUCACCGGUGUGUCACUGCGGAUUAACCGUCAAACGUCUCUGAUCAAACACCUGUUUUUGUGGCUGGAUUGUAAACCUUGUGGCAGGUGUAGAAAUGUCUGGAAACCCUCGAUAGAUUACCAAAAGGGUAAACUUUUAAACACUUUUCAUCCCGUAGAGAUAGACGGUAUAGUUCCUGAGAAACUGUAAACUAUAUUGAUGGUGUCAUGUGGGACCGCCGGAGAUCCAGCGGAGUUUGAAGCGUUAAAGAAAGAAAUGGAUAACCAUGACAUGAGACAUGUUGAGUCCGGUUGGUGUAUUUCCUUUUAAUUAAGACUUUAAUUGUGAUAUUAAACCAACCUUUGCUGCUUAUUCAGCCCUUUAGUGACUCAGACCCUUCCCCUUGAUAAGGAUAACAUCAACAAAAGAAGGAAAUAGCUAAACUAAAGCUCUGAAUCAACAGAGAAACUACCCAGAGGUUAGUUUACUACUGCUGUGCGCUCCAGGCUUCGUCACUCUACACAUAUACAGUCCUGUACUGUGGACAAAGUACACGUCGACUUCAUUAUGUGAGUCAAAGUAAAGACACUCAAACUCGACUGAAAGUUGUUCAGGACACUAAAGUACACAACAGAUUUUUAGAAAGUCUCAAAAUGAGUUCAGUUCAACAACAGUAAUCAACAUAAUAACAACAACAACAAAAUAUACAACAAACAAGUAAAUCCAAGCAUAAACAGUCGGAUUGAAAAUAACCAACAUGCAGAUACAUGCUUCAUUAACCUGGAAAACAGCAAAUAUUUAAAACUAUCAGAAUAUUAAUCUUUUAAAAACCUCAAACAUGGAGAUAAACGUUUACUCUACGGCAACACCACUGAGACAAACCACACACGGAAAUACUCUAACCUAGUUUAUUGUUAUUGGGAGUGGAUUUUCAUAAACUGGAAUGACAUCUAAAGGGCAGUUUUUUUAUGAUAUCUGUACUGGAAAGACAUCCAGACGUCUCUUUCUGAUGUUUGAGUCUGUAGAAGAGCAGCUGCUGAGACACAUUUUCAUGUCAUUUCCAUGUGAGGGGCACCGUAGUGGUUAUUUUUUAAUGUGUUAUUUAUAUCUGGAGCAUCAAAAACAGACAUAAUCUGCUGACUUUAGUGCCAAAAUAGAGACUUAGUAGUAGGAAAUGUGUCUUUGAGCUGUAGUGGAGUUAAACUAUUACAUUUCUCCUAAAGAUUAAUAUCAAAUUACAGACAUUUUCUUCUCAGGUACAGGAGUCAGGUUAGUGUUUAUGUUGACUUAACCAGCGUUCAUGUUGUUGCGUGUCUCUUUAGAAUUGAAGAUCACAAAAGGAGAAGGAUGGGUCUCAGUAAUUAAACAAAACAACCUCAUGAAAGCUCUGCUGCUGACAUCUCAGGUUUGAACACGCUAACAAAUGUUCAUAAUCUUACGGCCCACGGUCCCGGUUAAACAUUAGGUCUUCUGCUGAACGAACUCUGGUGUUCCUGGUGGACUUUGGCGUCUUUCCCUGCUGCUUUAUGAGAGUUUGCCGGGUAAUAGAAACUGAUCAUGAGUCUUGUUCAUGAAGCGGUUCAGCAGAUAUGACUCACAUCCUGGUUAGAGUUGACCCGCUGAAGUAGGUGAUGAUGAACUCGACAGGACUGUUCAUUUUCCGUCCCUAAACUGAGGAGGCCGUUGUGUCUGUGGUUACUUCUGAGCCGUUUUGCUGACACUGACUUCAGGCGCAGAAGUGCGACUGAACUGUGUGUACCCUCCAGGCGCGGCCCGGCGCGGCCCUGCCCAGUUCAGAGUGCCAGAAUACCAGGGCACAUUGUGAAGGACACAAGUGUUGCGAGCCAGAGAGUCCAGCAGCCCUGCCUGGAGCUCCUGCUCACAGAAGUACACCACUUACUGUACCCAUCAGCAACAGCAGCAGCAGCUCGGCCUCAUGGGUAAUCCCCCUGUGUUUUCUCUCCUGGUAACCAGCUGUUGGACCAAUCAGAGCAGGCAGCUGGGCGGGCGCUGGGCAAUCUCUCGGCGGGGUGGGGAGGGUAAUUAUCGCGGUGAUGGACUUUGUUUUGCAGAUGCUCUUAUCCGGGGUGACUGACUCACUUAGCUCCUGUUUUUUUUUGAUCCACUUUAAAGAGUGAAGGGCGUGGAGCAGACCGCCGAUCAGAGCGCUGACUGACUGACUGACAGGCGUGAAGCUGACCACAAGGCAUUAUACAAAAAUACACAACAAGAACACACUAGUGAUUGUGCAUUUAGAGAAAACAUCAGGGCUGCAGGGUGUCCGAUAAAUGACAAUGUAAUUUCUGCUUUUUUAAUAGUGAAGUUUUCAGUUUGUCGUCCGAGUUCAGACUCUAACUUUAUAUUGUAAUAUAGUUCAAAUGAUGUCCAUGAUUUAAAGGUCUAAUCUCCUCCAUAAGUAAGUCUUCCUCAUCCCUCUGCCGCUCAAUGAUUCUGACUCUAGAUGUGAUUAAAUAUUAACUAAACGUCAUGUUCCUAUAUUAAUUUAGACAGGGCUUGAAACUAACUAAGAGCUCACAAAGAACUUUAGGGGCACAAUAAAAACUGAUCAAAUAAUGUUUGUCUUAUUGUCCGACCUUAGUACUAUUAUUUGGAAUCAAUUUUAGGUCUUUUGGUCACAUGACAGUGAAGCUAUUGAAGGAAAACAGCCUUUUCUGAGAACAUCAACCGGUAAUUUAUUGACGGUCCCUUAUUCAACACCGACGUUGACAGUGAGGGUGUCGAGUAGAUUUAACCGCGCUGCUGUUGUUAUUCCCGGUUAUGGAGAGUGAGAAGACACCGGUAGAUCCUCAGAGAAUGUCCGUCAGAUAUCCAACCUGAAACUAACUUCACCGCCGUAUUUACAGGAAAAUAUAUCCAACCUGAAACUAACUUCACCGCCGUAUUUACAGGACAAUAUAUCCAACCUAAAACUAACUUCACCGCCGUAUUUACAGGAGAAUAUAUCCAACCUGAAACUAACUUCACCGCCGUAUUUACAGGAAAAUAUAUCCAACCUGAAACUAACUUCACCGCCGUAUUUACAGGAAAAUAUAUCCAACCUGAAACUAACUUCACCGCUGUAUUUACAGGAAAAUAUAUCCAACCUGAAACUAACUUCACCGCCGUAUUUACAGGAAAAUAUAUCCAACCUAAAACUAACUUCACCGCCGUAUUUACAGGAAAAUAUAUCCAACCUAAAACUAACUUCACCGCCGUAUUUACAGGAAAAUAUAUCCAACCUAAAACUAACUUCACCGCUGUAUUUACGGGAAAAUAUAUCCAACCUGAAACUAACUUCACCGCCGUAUUUACGGGAAAAUAUAUCCAACCUAAAACUAACUUCACCGCCGUAUUUACAGGAAAAUAUAUCCAACCUGAAACUAACUUCACCGCUGUAUUUACAGGAAAAUAUAUCCAACCUGAAACUAACUUCACCGCCGUAUUUACAGGAAAAUAUAUCCAACCUAAAACUAACUUCACCGCCGUAUUUACAGGAAAAUAUAUGCAACCUAAAACUAACUUCACCGCUGAAUUUACAGGAAAAUAUAUCCAACCUAAAACUAACUUCACUGCUGUAUUUACAGGAAAAAAAAACAUUUGUUGUUUUUUUUUUUAUGCGUACAUGUGACCCUAAAUACAUUUUAUAAUUCGCACACAUCUAUUGUAAGUCGUAAAUGUGAGUGUAAUGGUCGUACUGUGGAGUCCUGAUGUGAUUAAAUAGAUACUGAACAUCAUGUUCUUUUAUUAAUCCUAUUAUAGAAAUUACCGUCUCUGUUACAUAUAAUCAGACAUUACUCUGAAAUCCUCACAUUUAUAUAAAGAUCCGUUCCUGUAGUUUUAGUCUGAUAAGUGUUUCAAACUUCGAUCGCUCUGAGGACUCGGAGGCUCCACAGGAAGAUGAUCCAUCAUGUUUGUCAGCGCCACACACCACCAGAGCCGAUCCACGCCAUCUCAGCUCCACCCUGCUCUGCUCCACUGAAGCUGGCUCUGUUUACCAUCAUGUUCAGUUUAGGUUAACCUGGAUGAGGGGAGGUCAGACAAUGGAACAUUCAAAACUGUUUCAGAGGAAAACAGCAUGCCUGGACUGACUCUCACCUGCACAUCAGAUAAAAUGGAGGAGGAAAUACUGCUGCUGCUGCUUGUUCCGUGUUGUUGUCUUAUCCCUGGAGCAGAGCCACUCAAACUAACUGUGGCUAAUGCUAGGGGAUUUAAUGCUACCGUGCUAACAUUAAUCCAUGAUUAAUCUAUCUGCUAUGUGCUCAAUCACUAACCUAAGAGAAAGGACUGACAGGGGGCGACGUGGAGUUGUUGGACAAUCCUGUGGAGCUCUUGUAUGGUUCUGUGAUCCUGUGAGUCCGGCUGAUCUGGUCUGGUGCCGCUCCAAACAUGCCUCUAGUGGAGCCGGGCGCACUAUUGGAUAGAAAACGAGCAGUCAAAGUGUCUGUAACAGAAGUGUUUCUUGUCAAACGGACCUGCUGUAGCGUGUUGUAGCGCCAUCGCUAAACUGUCCUCCCUCGGGUCCUGGACUAUGUCACUUUAUCCUCGUUGUAGAAGUCCUGCAAACAUUGUGUUUGCUGGUAGUCUGUUGGCAUCUACAGUAGCACCAAUGCUUUUGACUUUCACCUUGACUGGGCCCCAUUUGUAAUGAUCUGAAGGAUUUAUCUGCAUUAUAUCUGAAUUUAAUUGGAACGAUACGAGCGAGCAGGAGCGUCUGUUUGUGGGCGGGGCUUGAGGGAGAGGAGGAGCUGAGGGGAAAACUGGUUGGGAGGGGUAGAGUUUACAUUUAACAUUUCUCCUAAAAACUGGAACUAACUCAGAUCCUGACUACAACACCUUUAAUAAAAGUGCAUAAUCUGCACUGUGAGUUUUGCACAUGGACGCACCAAAACAGUAGAUUUUAUCGACCAUAUUCUGUCAGUGUUCGUCUCAUCUCUGGUGAACUUGAGGGUUUUUCUCAGAGGAUGUUCAGGUGUUGUAACCAGUGAGGUUUGUAAGUGUUGUAUGAGUGUACAGCAGCAGGUCAAUUAUUCAUGCGUCUUGUACUCGACUGUCAGUUUUGCUCAUAAAAGAUCAGCUCUUCGCUCUCCUGCCACACGGUUUAUGCGCGAGCGGCGCCCUGGGACGACGCCCUGGAAGAACUCUGCAGAUCUACUUUUAGCCGGUGUAGUGGUGGAGGUGCGUGAGAGAUCAAAAAAAGAAAAGGAUUAGAGAGAUAAGUGAAAGUGCGCCUACUGCCUUCAAACAAACAGACUACAGAGGAGCUAUUGACACCUGUUUACUCCUGACAACCAGCCAGCUGUGUUCCAAGAAGGACGCUAAAACCCAGUAACACCAGAUUAAUGCAGCCGACCUGUCUCCACCAUCUGCCCAGUUCGGUUCCUCCUCCAUCAUUCAGGAGUAACCACGAGCCUGAAGAAGAAGAAGAACCUUGACGUGUGAAUGAAUGAAUGAGAGAAAUAUCAUAAAUGUGACACAGCAGCAGCAGCUCUUGGUCUUAUUACUCUGCAGUUUCCACAGUAAUUACAUUUUCAGACUGUAAUCCCAUUAGAGAGGAGGAGUGGAGGUAACCAGGGCAGCAGCAGCAGCAGCAACAAUGAGGACUUUAAACCGGGCCUGGACCAUUGUUUGCCCACAGCGCCUGGCGGGCCUGAUAGCGGCUCAGCGCUCGUGUUGUGGGCAGGGUUAAUUGGCGGGAUGUGUCCGACUGCAGUGAAUUAUCUACGUAUGAAGAUUUAGCAGAGAGCUGUGAGUGUCAGUCAGGAGGAAGAAGAAGAAGAGAGGAUUAUGUCUUAGAGAGCAAACGGAGAGGAGGCCUGAGGAAGUCCUGGAGUAGGUGUGUGUCGUCACCUUCAGGUCUGAAUGUGGUUAAAGCUUUAAUCAGGUGAGGCCGGCUGCUCUUCAGCAUCCUCAACCUCGCUCUGAUACUGCAGGUGUUAACACUGAGCUGUCACUGAGGAGGAGGAGGAGGAGGAGAGCCUGAGGUAUCACCGCUGAACGAGGCUGUUUUGUUUUUAAACUCCUCCUCCUUCACCUCAGGGAGAGCCCCGCCCAUCAGGCUGCAGAGGAGGUGAGUCAACAGGGACGUGACGCCUCUGAAGACGGCGUGUUGGACCUCAGAUCUGCUCCGAGCAUCAGUUUUCUGACCCUGCAGAUCCACUUAUUGAUUUCUAUCUCAGUGGAGUCGUGCUGUGGAGUUUGGACGGGCGAUCAGAACCUGACACAGAACUCAAAGAUUAGUUUGCACUGAGGCUGAACGAUCACAGCUGAUCAUGGUUAUUUUGACCAAUAUUGAUUAAUUAUCAAUCAUCAUUCUUCACUCAUGUUCGGGACCCUCUCUGCUGUCCGUGUGUAAUCAAACUAUAAAUCAUCAUAACUGGCAAACACUGUAUUUUUUACAGUGCAGUACUUAGACUUCAGGUCGAGGCGAAUACAGAACGCAAAAUUACCGAAUGUUCUGAGGUGAAUUAUGACAUGCCUGACUAUACACAUCAAGCCCGAUGUGAUUUUGUGACUUUCCGGGGGGGAAAAGACGCAUCCCGGGAAGACUUUGUCCCGCCUCCUUCACCUCUGAUUGGCUAGAAAAGCUGGAAACGUCAUCGCACGCUCUCUGCAGAUCUCUGAAAAAAAAGUCUCAAAGUCUUAAGUCAUAAAAAGUCUGAUUUUUAUUUGUCAGAAGUCUGAAUGAGACGAGAGGACCUGUUAGAGGACAGUCAGUGUCAGGCUGAGGGGUUCGGGAUGUUUCUCCUCCUCUCAGUUUUCAUUCGGCGCCUCCACCUCGGUCUAUAAGUCAACUCAGCUGACACCAAAAAGUGGAACUCUCCGUCAGUUCAGUGACACACAUCCUGCUCCAGCUCUCCCAGAAAUAGUGACCUCAGAGUGUUUACUCACAUGACCCAGAAAAACUGCAGUCCUCCUCAGACCAGUUCGUCUGGUCCUGAGUCCUGGAGUCAGGUAUUUACUGAGUUCACUCCUAAACCCCUGAAAUCAUCAGGUUCAGUUCUGACCCGGUUUAUUUACAGAGAACAGUUCAGUAUCUGAGAUUGAGAUCACUCGUGAUGAAGUAUUUCCUCUAACUGAGCGAACCUGCAGCCAACGCCAUUUAAAAAGAUUUGAAUAAAGAGCAACUGUACUAAACUCACCUUCAAAAUAAAAGCAUGUGCUGAAACAGAAGAAUAAUAAACAGGACUUUUACUUUGAAAGGUGUUCUGUCUGUUCUGGUUGAGAUCUCCACAUGUCCUCGUGGAUUUGUGGAUCUCAUUUGAAUGUUUUUGUGUGUUUUUGUUGUUUCCUCCUGUGAAGGCCGAGCGCAGCUGUCUUUAUGUGAAUUAUGGGAACCAGAGGUCGAGUGUUUGAGGGGUCAGAGUGCGGCAGGAUCAGAAUCAGGUUUAAGGCGAAGUAGGCGAACACGUGCAAAGACUGAGUGGAGUGAAAACAGCGAGUAGAGUUGUAGAGGAGAAGCUUGUAAACAGUCGUAGUGUUUACUGCUGUGAGGAACACGAUAAGGACAAAUAAACAAAGAGAGAGAGAGAACAGGAGGAGAGUCCUCAGUGUCGGGUAUCUUUAUGAAACCUCCUUCUUCUCUGCGUUUCUUCAGGGUAAACCGUACAUGUUCGACAGAGUCUUCCAGUCAAGUACAACACAGGAGCAAGUCUACAACGCCUGCGCCCAGAAGAUCGUUAAAGGUGAGGUCUCAUUUCUACUGAGCCGUAUCAGCUGUAUUUAGAGGACGGGUUCAGCCCAAACUCAGAGGUCAUGAAGUUCAGACGUUUCUACUUCCUGUUUCAGAUGUUCUGGAGGGAUACAACGGGACGAUUUUUGCAUACGGGCAGACAUCAUCUGGAAAAACACACACCAUGGAGGUGAGAUGUUUGGAGGAGUUUUUAAAAAUGGGAUUAAUCACUUUAGAGCGUUAACUUUGACCGAACUAACUCUCUCUGUUUGUUUGUUUGUUUGCAGGGGAACCUCCAUGACACAGACGCAAUGGGCAUCAUCCCCAGGAUAGUCCAGGAUAUCUUCAACUAUAUCUACUCCAUGGACGAGAACCUGGAGUUCCAUAUCAAAGUAAGAGGGAAGACCCAACUGAUGAUGGAUCCAGUCUAUGGACCAGCCUCUGUAUUUGUGUGGUCGUCAGGAAGCCGAAUAAAGACGUUUAAGAGGAAAUCUAAGAGCUGAACUAGUAAAGCAAGAGACUAAAUCAAGUCAUCUGAAUCGCUGACAGACUUCAUCAGAUCAUUUAAAAUAAGUUUUUAAAGUUUCAUGAAGGAUUUACAUCAUGUUUGUUAAAUCUAACCCCAUUUCUGUCUCUUAAUUCUUGUAGAAUUUCACGUUUUAACUCUGUUUUUGUGUUUCUAUCGCGGCGCCCUGAUCGUCUUUCUCUCUUUUCUCGCAGGUUUCAUAUUUUGAAAUCUACUUAGACAAGAUCCGGGACCUGUUGGACGGUGAGUGACAGCUGUGACCCUCACAGGGUCCACAGACAUGCUGUUAAAAGGCUGUGAAAUACCGAGGUGAUUAACACCCCCCUGUGUGACGGAGGGGGCGGAGCUUUAAACCCACGGAGCACACAUGUGGUCAUAGAUGAGCGUUUUCUAAAGUUUGAAGAUGAAAAAAUAGAUGUUUUUGUCUGUAACAUUAAAGUUCGUCUCUGUCAUAUUUGUGACUCUGUUAUCUUCCUGUUUCAGUGUCAAAGACCAAUCUGUCAGUGCAUGAAGACAAAAACAGAGUACCCUACGUCAAGGUGAGACCUGAGCUCCUGACACACCUUUAGAUUUACAGUGGUCUGUAAAAGUCUGACCCCUCUCUCUCUCUCUCUCUCUCUCUCUCUCUCUCUCUCUCUCUCUCUCUCUCUCUCUCUCUCUCUCUCUCUCUCUCUCUCUCUCUCUCUCUCUCUCUCUUCAGGGCUGCACUGAGAGGUUCGUCUGCAGCCCAGAGGAGGUCAUGGACACCAUUGAUGAAGGCAAAUCAAACAGACAUGUAGCAGUCACAAGUAAGACGCCGUCCUCUCCUUCCUCUUAGAUCUAGUCUUUGAUCAUUUCUGUCGUUGUUGUAACCCCGUCGACGGUGGUCUCCUCCCUCAGACAUGAACGAGCACAGCUCCAGGAGUCACAGCAUCUUCCUGAUCAACGUCAAACAGGAGAACACUCAGACGGAGCAGAAGCUCAGCGGAAAGCUUUACCUGGUGGAUCUGGCAGGAAGUGAAAAGGUGAAAGGAGCCGAAGGGCGUCACUGAGUUGACCUGUUUUCUUUCUGCUGUGUGCUUAGGUUGGGUCCGGAUCUGAUCAGAGUCUAGUCCUGUGUUUGGUUUUUUAAAGGUUGUUGUCUUUGGGGUUUCCAGGUCAGUAAAACAGGAGCAGAGGGAGCCGUGCUGGACGAGGCCAAGAACAUCAACAAGUCCCUGUCGUCUCUGGGAAACGUCAUCUCAGCUCUGGCUGAAGGAACGGUCAGUGUCAACCUCUUCUGUCUUUGGUCGGGCCGGGACUUUAACACGAUAAUUGCAAUUAAGUAAUUACAGAAACAUUAUCAAGUUAAAAAUAUUAUCAAGUUAAAAAUAUUAACGCCUAUUAAUAAUAAUAAUAAUUACUUUAUUUAUAUAGCAAUUUUAAAAGCAUGAGUUGUAACAUGCAGAAAAACAAAGAACAUAAAAAACAUAACAACAAGAGAACACUUCGAGGAAACGACACAUUACUGGCAAUAAGAAAUAAGAUAAAAUAAGAUAAAAAAUUGUUGGGAGACAUGAAAGCUUUGAUGAAUGUCACAUGAGCUGAGACGUCAUUAAAACAAAGACUUUAUAGGAGCCCAUGAUACCCGGCCACCACAGGAACCUGAGACCAAGGGGACGAUUAUAAAACAGGAAUAAGAAAAGUAAAAGGUUUUAAAGAAGACAAAAGCACAUAAAAGCAAGUCUAUAAAAAUAAGUUUUAAGACGUAAAUUAAAAGCAGUGACUCUUAAUCGCACCUGCUGUAUUUUUGCACCACGGGACGUUUCUCACUGGACGAGUUUCAGGUUUAUCGCUUAUAUCGGCGCACCCCAAUGUGAGUGAGUGCAGCAGUGAUUCCAGUCCCACCCAGGGCAAGAAAAAUGAACGAAGUCGCGGAUGAGUGUGAUUUGAUUGGCUCCGACGUGGAUGGGAAAUUUUGGUUUAAAAAAAAAGAGAUGGAUGGAAGCCUGGAUAAAAAAAUAAAGUCUUGUGUAAUCUAUGAAAAAAAAAGUUCUCAGGUCAAAUAUUUAUAUGCGAUCAAAUUGCGAUUAAUUAAUCACAAAUCCUCUGAUUGAUUAGAUUAAUUUCUUUAGUUGACUCCCAGCCCUGGUCUUUGGUUCUGUUUCCUCACCAGGAGAUCUGGACCUCACGCAGAGUCAGUGAAGCUGUUCUCCUGGUCUCUUCAUGAGUCUGAUUCUUGUAGUUUUUUGAAGAUGACAGAUCUGCUGUAACCUCAGGUGAUCACUCACAGCAGAAAAAAGCCUCCUCAGAUAUCAGCAGUGAUGUUGCAGACACAGAGCUCUAACUGUUCACCAUCUCUCCUGCCCGGAGCGAGGUGUGCGCCCAGAAAACCAACAUUAGAGCGUUUCCAAACAUCUACCAGUCCUCUGUGCUGCAGAGUCGACUCUUUCGCUGCUCCAAACUCCUCCGAGCUAAGUUUGUGUUUUCCUGCUCCUCAGCGGUUUUACGCUCCUCACAUUCAUCAACAGCCGCUUUGUUCCCGGACCGCUCGCUCUAUAAACAACCUGGGGCGGACAGCCGCUGAUGUUUUUGUGAUUAUCUGAAACAAACGAGCGUUUGUUCUCGGAUAGAUCAGUCCGAGUGAGCGAGCGUAGAGGUGUCUGCAGAGUUAGAGCAGACCGGAUCUUUAGGUCGUUCCUCACACAUUUACAGAUCCACAGACUUAAAGAUCAGACAUCUGAACGUGUCUUAGGUUUAACUCCUCAUCUCUGUUAACAUCUUAAAGGCCUACAUCCCGUACCGAGACAGCAAGAUGACCCGUAUCCUGCAGGACUCUCUGGGCGGUAACUGUCGGACCACCAUCGUUAUCUGCUGCUCGCCGUCCUCCUACAACGAGUGUGAAACCAAAUCCACCCUCAUGUUCGGACAAAGGUCAGUGGACCCUCUUAAAGUUGAUUUACCUCAAACAAAACCAAAGUCUAGGACUCCUGACACGUCCAUGAACCUUGUUGAAGGAGUUUUUGUAGACCUGUACCAGGAUCUAACCGGUUUUGGUUCUGUGUUCAGAGCGAAGACCAUCAAGAACACGGUCGUUGUGAACAUUGAGCUGACGGCAGAGCAGUGGAAGCAGAAGUACGAGAGGGAGAAGGAGAGGAACAAGACCCUGAGGAACACCAUCAACUGGCUGGAGAACGAGCUCAACCGCUGGAGGAACGGUAAGAGGAGGAGAAGGAGGAGGAGGAGGAGACUGAGAUUUAGUCUGAUUCUUUAGUUCAUGACCUCCUCAGGUUCUUCAGGAGGAGAAGGAGAGCAGCGUUUGAGUUUCUCCUCACACAAAGAUUUCAUCAUGUCGUAUUAAAAUCUGAAAGAAGAUGAUGGAGUAGAUGAAGUAAACAAACAUCUCCUCAGACAUCCAGGACCUCCAUCUUCACACUGACCUCAUGUCUGUGUUUGUGCGCUCUAACCUCAGGUGAGAGCGUCCCGGUGGAGGAGCAGUUCGACAAAGAGAAAGCCAACGCCGAGGUUCUGGCCCUGGACAACAUCAUCAACGACAAGCCGGCGUCCACGCCCAACAUGCCCGGAGUCCGCCUGACCGACGUGGAGAAGGACAAGUGUGAGGCUGAGCUGGCCAAGCUCUACAAACAGCUGGACGACAAGGUGAGAAGAACCAGGAGAACAUAGGAACUCUUUACAGGAGUCCUGAGAACCAAUCAAAACUCUGAGGUGGUUUUAUUCUGACGUGUCUUUGUUUCCUGAACUUUACAGGACGAGGAGAUCAACCAGCAGAGCCAGCUGACUGAGAAGCUGAAGCAGCAGAUGUUGGACCAGGAGGAGGUGAGUGCAGCAGGUCCAGAAGGUGGAGAGGAGGCUCUUUGUGUUUAUAGUUUAGUAACUUUGAGGUUUUCAGGAGGUAUUUAAACUAGAUCUGAUCUUGUAGAGUGACUUCAGGUGGAGCUCUAACCUUCUGUUUGAGUUAAUCAGAUAAAGUCCUUCAAAAAUGUCCAGAAGAUCUCUGAACAAUCUUCCUCUUGCAGCUUCUGGCCUCCUCCCGCCGCGAUCACGAGAACCUCCAGGCGGAGCUGAACCGCCUGCAGGCCGAGAACGAAGCCUCCAAGGACGAGGUGAAGGAGGUGCUUCAGGCUCUGGAGGAGCUGGCCGUCAACUACGACCAGAAGAGCCAGGAGGUGGAGGACAAGACCAAGGAGUUUGAGGCCAUCAGCGAGGAGCUGAGCCAGAAAUCUGUGAGUCUGAGAAAAACCACAGAUGAACGAUUUCGGCCCCUGUGAGGGAUCAGAAUCAGGACCACACUGAACACUUCCUCUCUGUCUUCUCAGUCCAUCCUGUCGUCUCUGGACUCUGAGCUCCAGAAGCUGAAGGAGAUGUCCAACCACCAGAAGAAGAGGGUGACGGAGAUGAUGUCCUCACUGCUCAAAGACCUGGCUGAGAUCGGCAUCGCUGUCGGCAGCAACGACAUCAAGGUACUGAGGCGUCCUCUGCAGAAACUGAAGAUCUAAAACCCUGUAGAUCUUUGGGAAGGUCUUCAAACACAGAGAUGGUUUUCAUAGAUGAGCUCUUCUCUUCCUCUUGUGCUCAUUUCUUCCUUUUCUCGUCCCGCAGCAGCACGAGGGCGGCAGCGGCAUGAUCGACGAGGAGUUCACAGUGGCCCGUCUCUACAUCAGUAAGAUGAAGUCCGAGGUGAAGACCAUGGUGAAGCGCUGCAAGCAGCUGGAGAGCACCCAGUCUGAGAGCAACAAGAAGAUGGACGAGAACGAGAAGGAGCUGGCCGCCUGUCAGCUGCGCAUCUCUCAGGUACGUCCAACGAGCUUUCUGAUUGGACGAGAGAGACAUAGGCUCCUCCAAUAAACAUCUUCACUGGUUCUUCUGUCUGUCUGCAGCAUGAGGCCAAGAUCAAGUCCCUGACCGAGUACCUGCAGAACGUGGAGCAGAAGAAGAGACAGCUGGAGGAGAACAUGGACUCUCUCAACGAGGAGCUGGUCAAGCUCAGCGCUCAGGGUACGAGUCUGUUAGAGUGACACCAGGGCUCUGAAGGUCCGCUGGUCCUGUGAACCUCCACGGACUAGUCCAACCUGAAGAGCCUGUUAGAAGAUCAGCUCCACACCUUCAUCUCUGACCUGACACAGAAAGUUCUCCUCUGACAUGACUUUGGUUCUGAUGAAACCUCUCUGUUUGUGUUUGCAGAGAAAGUCCACGCCAUGGAGAAGGAGAACGAGAUCCAGACCGCCAACGAAGUCAAGGUACGUCCACCAAAGAGAGGAACUGUGAGCGAGCUGAAGGUUUCUACACCAAAACAUCUUCAGGAAUGUUUCUGAAAUAUUCUGGAUGUUCAUUUUCAGGAGGCGGUUGAGAAGCAGAUCCACUCCCACCGUGAAGCUCAUCAGAAGCAGAUCAGCAGCCUGAGAGACGAGCUGGACAACAAGGAGAAGCUCAUCACCGAGCUGCAGGAGUAAGAGAUGAAGAUGAGGAGGAGGAGGAGGAGUGGAGAUACUUGGACUUCUCACGAACAUGAGAGAAAACCGAUCCUAACUAAUCUGUGUUUCUGUCUCUCAGUCUGAACCAGAAGAUCAUGUUGGAGCAGGAGAGACUCAGAGUGGAGCACGAGAAACUCAAAUCCACCGACCAGGAGAAGAGCCGCAAGCUGCACGAGCUCACGUACGUUCAAACACACACACACACACACACACACGCACACACAAAGGUGUUGGGUUUGGUGGUCUCACACUCUGUUCUGGUUUCGUUCUUCAGGGUGAUGCAGGACCGGAGAGAGCAGGCCAGACAGGACCUGAAGGGUCUGGAGGAGACAGUGGUGAGUUCGUGAUUCUCCGUCAUCGAUCUUGACGGUUUGACAGAGUCGUAGUUUGAUCGUAAAGUUGAAGUUAAUCCUGUAAUCCAGAGUCUGUUUCCCGUCUGCGUUCGUCUUCAGAUUUUGAAUUUGUGUUUUUUUUUCUUCCUCUCAAGGCGAAGGAGCUGCAGACGCUGCACAACCUGAGGAAGCUCUUCGUCCAGGACCUGGCCACCCGAGUGAAGAAGGUCUGAGAAUCCUCCAAGAGUCUGUUAUCUCUGAGAGGAAUCUUGUUUCUGCUCAUGAUUGAAGUUAAAAACUCUUUUCUUUUCCGGGUCACGCAGAGCGCUGAGAUGGACUCAGACGACACGGGUGGGAGUGCAGCUCAGAAGCAGAAAAUUUCCUUUCUUGAGAACAAUCUUGAGCAGCUCACCAAAGUUCACAAACAGGUGAGGUCUCCUCCUCCUCUUGGUCGGCGUGUUUGUGUCCGCCCCCGUAGACGACGGUUUAACGGUGACCUUUUCCGAUCUCCCCUCAGCUGGUGCGUGAUAAUGCAGACCUGCGCUGUGAGCUUCCUAAACUGGAAAAGCGCCUUCGUGCUACGGCUGAGCGGGUCAAGGCCCUGGAGUCUGCUCUGAAGGAGGCCAAGGAGAACGCCGCCCGCGACCGCAAGCGCUACCAGCAGGAGGUGGACCGCAUCAAGGAGGCCGUCAGGGCCAAGAACAUGGCCAGGAGGGGGCACUCCGCCCAGAUCGGUAAGAAAGAUCGCUGAAACUUUUACCGCCGACUUCUUCAUGUCAACAAAUCGAUUCGCUCUCGUUCAGAUCUUUACUCGCCUCUUCAUCCUGAAUCUCUCCUCUCCACAGCCAAGCCCAUCAGGCCCGGGCAGCAGCCGGUGGCGUCUCCCACCCACCCCAACAUCAACCGCAGCGGAGGGGGCUUCUACCAGAACAGCCAGACCGUGUCCAUCAGGGGAGGAGGCCCCGCCAAGCCCGACAAGAAGUGAGUUUAACCGCCGCCGCCGCCGCUCUGACCUCACAGGAGGGGAGGAGUCAGAGAGGAGGAGAGAGGAGAGACGGCGGCUCUGAUGGUGGAAAAGGAGGUUUAUCACAAAGGGUUGAUGUCUCCAGAUCAAGAACUCUUGACUUUUAGUAACUCUUUUAAUCCCUGAAAUCACAAAUUAAGGCCAGAAAAUUCAGUUUUUUUGGAGCUGAAACCAAAAAAAAUCCAAAUGUCCUUAAAAUUUAACAAAUAUAUUUAUUGAUCUUGUUUGAUAAAUUAGAUGUUUUUGGAAACUAAUAAACUAGAAGGACAUUUUUAUCAUUUAUCAGACAGUAUUCAGGUGUUUUUUAGUAGCAUUUUCAACUCACUGCGCCAUCUACAGGAUAAGUCAGGGAACUUUUCAAAUGGCAGAACAUUUUCGAAGUGAAACCGAAUCUUAUUCUCCGCAUUUUAUUUCUAAAAAUAUCAGCAAAAAUCGGCGAGUUUUGGCUGAUAAGUCUCAAACGGGCUAAAAUUGGUCGAUUUAUCGCCGAUAAAUCGGUCGGGCGAUCGUUGUUUCACCUUGAGUGUCUCUCCUGUUCGUUUCAUCCGUUAAAGUUAAAACAGUCUGUAAAGAAAGUCUCGUUUUCUCUUCUUUGUGUUUUUUUUUUUCUGUGCAGCUGA